AUGAUCAUCACACGCGGAAUCUCCCUUGUCAACUUCGCAGUCGCCUCCUCGGCGCUCGCGUUCCAGGUCUUCGUUCUCUAUCCGUGGCAUAAUCAGUUAGAUGCCGAGUUCAAGGCGCUGAAGGAGGAACAUAUUCGAGUGCUGAACCGCAUGAGCUGUAGUGUGGGCUGUGGUUUCGGGCAGGGUGGUUGGUUCAAGGCUAGCGGUGCUCGUCCCGAUGCAAACGGCGCGGGUUGCGCUCUCCUCUAG
This is a messenger RNA of Aspergillus fischeri NRRL 181, 249 nucleotides long. RefSeq lists its product as uncharacterized. The record is from RefSeq and is a predicted model, not a curated record. The transcript is spliced from 2 exons. The coding region runs from base 1 to 249 and encodes 82 amino acids. Lineage: Eukaryota; Fungi; Ascomycota; Eurotiomycetes; Eurotiales; Aspergillaceae.